Pogona vitticeps (central bearded dragon) is the source of this 2913-nucleotide messenger RNA. Its product is annotated as protein C19orf12 homolog. The record is from RefSeq and is a predicted model, not a curated record. NCBI's taxonomy places the organism in Eukaryota, Metazoa, Chordata, Lepidosauria, Squamata, Agamidae.
GGCCGGGAGGCGCAGGAGGCCGGGCUCCGCCUCGGGCGCCGGGUGACGCGACUGGCGCCGUCAUCAUCAUCAUCAUCAUCAUCCCCGCCCCCGCGGCCGGGCCUUGCUCAGCUGUGUUGUAGGCGAGGAAGGCGCGCCCAGGUGUGGCUUGGGAAAGAUGCCUAUAAAUCUGAAUGACGUGAUGCAGCUGCUGUGCCAUAUAUCGGAAGAGCGGAAGAUGAAAGCGGCCAUCAAGCAUUCUGGGCGGGGGGCCCUUGUGGCUGGGGCCACGGCUUUCGUCGGAGGUUUGGUGGGAGGACCACCUGGUAUAGCUGUAGGUGGUGCCGUUGGUGGCCUGCUUGGUGCCUGGAUGACCAGCGGACAGUUUAAGCCCAUCCCUCAGAUUAUAUUGGAAUUGUCUCCAGUGGAGCAGCAGCGACUUUAUGACAGAGCCUAUGCGAUCAUCAGCAAUUUAGACUGGACCGAUACGGCACAGCUCAUAGCCCUUGUCAUGGGGAAUGCAGCCAUUCAGGAGAGGUUGCUGGCCAUGCUGACAAAUUAUAUUACCAAUGAGCUUAAGGCUGAAAUCCAGUAUGGACAAUAGGUUCUGCUAUGAAUUUGAGUGUAUUUUGAGGUGGGUUCUUUUCGCGGGGAGGGGGUAGCACAGCAGACAAGUUUAUUGUGGCUGUACACCAUCAAGCCAUUUCUUGUUUAUGCCAACCUUAUUAAUUCAUGGCCUCCAGAAGGUCCUGUCAUUAACAUGUGACAAUGAAGGAUAUUUUAAAACUAAUAGGAUUUGCUCCUAGUAGUAAAUAGAUUGCUAUUAGUAGAUUCCUACUAAUAGGUUACUGCGAGUACCAAAAGCAAUAGUAGUAAUACUGAUAUUGCGAUUAGUAUCUCAGAUUCUAGUUGCAAUAUUCAUGCUAUUGCUAGAGUACUAUUCAUUAGUAAUAAUGAGACUUUGGCAAAGUGUAAUUCGAUUUCCACAUGGACGUCCAAAAUUCCUCAAUAGGAGGCUCAUGUUGUGUUGGAAGAGUGAAUUGAGUUGAUUUGAUGAGUCUCUGCCAUUGAUUUUCUUCUUUCGUUCUGUAUUUCUUCUCCCAAUGUCUCGGUGGCUGCAGCGGUUGCAAGAAACACAGUGAGCACCUCUUACUGAUGAUAGUAAGACAUACUUACAUAAAGAAACGUGUUGGCUUGACCUAAAUACUUGCUAGAACCAGCAGGUAUAUGCUGUUAAGAUGGUUUCCUGAGAAUGGAUCCAUCUGUGUAUCUCUUCGGUUUGCAAAAGUGAAUACUGCCCUACUGGUCUGAUAACAAGGUUCUACUGGGCAUGUGAAGCUUUUCAUAUUAGACGUGGAUAAACUCAAUAUGUUUGAAAUAUUUUUGCAGUGUAAUCUGACUGCAUAGGAAUAAUUUUUGUUAAACAGUGUGAAGCUGUGCUUCUCAGGGUACCUAAAUGUGCCUACCUCUGGGAUUGUGAAAACUCCACAAUAUUUUGUGAGCAGUAACAAUUAUAGUAGCCUUCUCACUUAACGUGAUGUAUUGGCUCCACAUAUGAGUUGGCCAUGGCUUACCUUUGGAUUAUUUAUUCUGUGUUUUUAUAUACUGCUUUUGAGCUGUGAAGGGGUUUCUAAAGCAUCUGCCAUUUGAAACAGUCUUUACAUAGAAACAACAUUGAUGUUUAGUGGCACAUCCUAAGCAAACCUAAGACAAAACUCCCUUUGUUGUGUGGAUCCAGUUGUUACUUCUGACUGGAGUACACCCAUUCAAUCAAGUGAACUUACAGAAGUGUUGCCUUAAUGUGUUCCAUUCAUUCAAUCGGUCUACUCAAAUUUGGACUAACUCAAAUUUCAAUUAUCUCAGUAGUUUUGUCUGGUUCUUGAACAGUUGGGCUGAAGAAUGAAACAGUUUGGAACCCACAGCAAGGCAUUGAUCAGCCUUCCGUAGUCUGCCAUGUGGUUUGGAUGAUGGGAAGGGAAAAUGGCUGUUGUACAUGACACAACUGGAAAGGUACCAGAGAGGGGAAAGCUAUCCAAGGAUCCUUUUUUCCUUUCUGUUUUUCACUGGUUAUGCCGGAUCCAGAACUUGGAAGUCUUUUUUUAAACCACACUUGGCAGAGUAUUUUAUAAUCUGAGAUUGUUUCCCAUUUAGAAAUUUGUUUCUCUUACUAUUCACUCUUGAUCGCUGGGAGGUGGUGGGAGCAUAUUUUUAAAGUAACAAGUCCUAUACUUAAAGAAAGUAUUUUACAUUUAGGUAUUUCCCGUCCCCCAGUUGAAUUAUGAGUUUCUCACUGUGGUCUGCAUUACAUUUGCAGAAGAAUCUACCGCUUAUGAGAAAUAUAUAUAUGUUGUGGAAUUUGGAAAAGUAUAUGGACUACAGCUCCUUGGAAAUGUUCCAUUCCACAAGGGCAGGUACAAGACCCUUGCCUUGGAAAGGUGGCUGCUGGCAAGAGUAAAUGGCAUUGGGGUAUUUGCACAUGUUGGCUGAUGUGGGGCGAAGCAGCUUCAUAUGCAUUAGAUUGCAGAGCAGAAAAGGUCAGGCAAACAGAGUGCGGUCCACUCUUGCCAUGAACAAACCUGAAUUGGUUGCUCUGUUGGACAUACACAGUUGUCUCUCAAGUUGCGAGAUGAGUCUGUCUUUGUUUCUCUGCAUCACUACAUUUUCUACUAUUUUUACUCAAAGGAGCUUCCACUCUGUUUAACAACUUCACUGUAAAACACAGAUGUCCAAAACAAUCAAGCAACUGAUUGCAGCAGUGCUGUGCAUUGAUACCUGAGAGUAAUCUCCAGUGCAGUCGUUGCAUUGUUUGCAUCUAACUGGAAAACACUGGACUUGAACAAAAGGAUCUUCAGCUGACUGAAACCCAAUUGCUGUGUUCUAAUCAAGUGUGCAAACACUACUGUCAUUAAAAGUGUCUUAAAUAUAUACAGCAAA